AUGUCUUCGAGUGGUGAAAACCCGAAUCGCAAGAGAAUGAGGGGCGACGAGAAUGAAUCUGAUAAUGAGGUGGAGAUUAUUUACACGUUGAAGAAUCCUGAUGAUGAAAAAAUAAACAAGUUUUUACAAGAAUGGAUACGAAGAAGAGAAAUGUCAAACGUUGAAGUAGUAGAAAAAAAUUCUGAGAAUCUUUCUAAUACUUCAAGUGAAAAUAGCUCUAAUGUUGAGUCUGAAACAAAUUUAAAGCAAAAACCUAACAAGAAGUAUCAGUUUAUGUUGAUUGCUCGGAAUAAUGGUACAACUUAUGAAGUUUAUGAAAUUAACAAUACCGAAGCAACAAAUGUGGAAUAUGUUUCAGUUGAUAAAGACAACAAUACGUUAAACUUUGGUAUGAAGGGUGAAAUUGAUAAAAAUGCAACGAUGAAACCUACAACGUCAACUGAGGAAAAUGUAUCCCCUCAAAAUCAUCCUUUAUCCGAUAAUCAUACCAGUACUGAUAAUGAUGUCAUAGCUAGUUCAAGCAAAAAAUUUAAAUCAAUUUAAUUUU
This is a messenger RNA of Onthophagus taurus, 547 nucleotides long. The record is from RefSeq and is a predicted model, not a curated record. Lineage: Eukaryota; Metazoa; Arthropoda; Insecta; Coleoptera; Scarabaeidae.